CGCGACGCUUCCCCUCCCCCCGCGGCUGUUCCGCCGCCUCGCCUCCCCUCCCCCCGGCCAGAGCUCACUGUCUCCAAGAUGGCGGCCGUGUCAGUUUGGGGCAUCUCCGCGGUCCGGCUCGGGGCCCCGGGAUCCCGGCUCUCUUUCCCCCCGAGUUCUGGCUGCUAACCCCCACACUUGCUGAAGUGCUGAAGAGCUUCUUGGGGAAGCGUGUCGAGGAGGAGGUGAAGUCCGCGGACGGCAUAGGAUGCAUGUUUUUCCACCCUGAAGCUGGGAAUGAAUCGUGUCGGGUGCUUGCAGCUUGAUGAAGAGUCCCACGCAUGGUGCCGUUGGGCACUUUGAAGGUGUUUCAAGUGACAGGCUGUUUACGUUUCUGAAGUCAGAGGGCAGAGGUAUUCCGCUGUGUGAGGACACGAGGAAGGACUCAGGCCAGCAAACGUGUAUGCUAUGGUUAACUGGCCCCCAGCCUCCGAGAGUCUUGAUUUCCAUGGUGUGAGACUGACGCUGCAUCAGGAUAAGGGAUAGCGACUCUAUGGAUAUACAGCAUCCUUCACCAUGGUAAAACUCGCUAACCCGCUGUAUACCGAGUGGAUUUUGGAGGCCAUCAAGAAAGUCAAGAAGCAGAAACAGCGUCCUUCGGAGGAAAGGAUAUGCAAUGCGGUGUCAUCCUCCCAUGGCUUGGAUCGGAAAACUGUCCUAGAGCAAUUGGAGUUGAGCGUUAAAGAUGGAACAAUUUUAAAAGUCUCAAAUAAAGGACUCAAUUCCUAUAAAGAUCCUGAUAAUCCUGGGCGAAUAGCACUUCCCAAACCUCGAAACCAUGGAAAAUUGGAGAGUAAACAAAAUGUGGAUUGGAAUAAACUGAUCAAAAGGGCAUUUGAGGGCUUGGCGGAGUCUGGGGGCUCAACUUUGAAAAGUAUUGAGCGUUUUCUGAAAGGUCAGAAAGAUGUGUCCGCGUUAUUUGGAGGCGGGGCCGCCUCUGGCUUUCACCAGCAGCUACGAUUGGCUAUCAAGCGCGCCGUGGGCCAUGGCCGCCUCCUCAAAGAUGGACCUCUUUACCGGCUCAGCACGAAAGCAGGCGGCGUGGAGGGGAAGGCGGCCUGCGAGUCUCUCUCCUGUUUGCCUCCCGUGGCGCUCCUUCCACAUGAAAAGGAUAAGCCGGUUGCUGAACCAAUCCCCAUCUGUAGUUUCUGUCUUGGUACAAAAGAACAAAACCGAGAGAAGAAGCCGGAGGAACUCAUCUCAUGCGCCGACUGCGGCAACAGUGGUCAUCCAUCCUGCUUGAAGUUUUCCCCUGAGUUAACGGUCAGAGUGAAGGCCUUGCGGUGGCAGUGCAUCGAGUGCAAAACAUGCAGUUCCUGUCGAGAUCAAGGCAAAAAUGCAGAUAACAUGCUCUUUUGUGAUUCGUGUGACCGAGGCUUUCACAUGGAAUGCUGUGAUCCACCACUUACACGAAUGCCGAAAGGCAUGUGGAUAUGUCAAAUAUGUCGGCCUAGGAAAAAAGGACGGAAACUUCUACAAAAGAAGGCAGCACAGAUAAAACGGCGCUAUGCUAAUCCAAUAGGACGUCCAAAAAACAGGUUAAAGAAACAAAACACGGUGUCAAAAGGUCCCUUCAGCAAGGUUCGAACUGGCCCUGGAAGGGGACGGAAACGUAAACUCACUCUCUCCGGCCAGUCUGCGUCAUCCUCAGAAGAAGGCUAUCUAGAGCGGAUAGAUGGCUUGGACUUCUGCAGAGAGAGCAAUGCGCCCCUCAAGUUCAACAAGAAAACCAAAGGGCUCAUCGAUGGCCUUACCAAAUUCUUCACCCCCUCCCCCGACGGGCGGAAGCCCCGGGGGGAGGUGGUAGAUUACUCGGAGCAAUACAGAAUCAGGAGAAAGGGCAGCAGGAAAUCGAGCACUUCAGAAUGGCCCGCAGACAAUCAGGAUGGCUGGGAUGGCAAACCGGAGAGCGAGGAGCGGCUCUUUGGGAGCCAGGAGAUCAUGACCGAGAAGGACAUGGAAUUGUUCCGUGAUAUCCAGGAACAAGCUCUGCAGAAAGUUGGAGUGACUGGCCCCCCUGAUCCACAAGUCCGCUGUCCCUCAGUCAUUGAAUUUGGGAAGUAUGAGAUCCACACGUGGUACUCCUCCCCAUAUCCUCAAGAAUACUCCAGGCUGCCUAAAUUGUAUCUGUGUGAAUUCUGUCUAAAAUAUAUGAAAAGCAGAACUAUUCUGCAGCAGCACAUGAAGAAGUGUGGCUGGUUCCAUCCACCUGCCAAUGAGAUUUACCGCAAGAACAAUAUUUCUGUCUUUGAGGUUGAUGGGAACGUGAGUACCAUUUAUUGUCAAAACCUGUGUCUCUUGGCAAAGUUGUUUCUUGACCACAAAACACUCUAUUACGAUGUGGAGCCAUUUCUUUUUUAUGUACUAACACAGAAUGAUGUCAAGGGCUGCCACCUUGUUGGCUACUUUUCUAAAGAAAAGCACUGCCAACAGAAAUACAACGUCUCUUGUAUAAUGAUUCUCCCACAAUACCAGCGCAAGGGCUAUGGCAGGUUUCUCAUCGAUUUCAGUUAUUUGUUAUCAAAACGUGAAGGCCAGGCAGGGUCUCCAGAGAAACCAUUGUCAGACCUAGGCCGACUUUCCUACAUGGCUUAUUGGAAAAGUGUAAUACUGGAGUGCCUUUAUCACCAAAAUGACAAGCAAAUCAGCAUUAAGAAGCUAAGCAAGUUGACUGGAAUCUGCCCUCAAGACAUAACGUCCACACUCCACCACCUGCGAAUGCUGGACUUCCGCAGUGACCAAUUUGUGAUUAUCCGCCGGGAAAAGCUUAUCCAGGAUCACAUGGCCAAGCUGCAGCUCAAUUUGCGACCUGUGGAUGUAGACCCCGAGUGUCUUCGCUGGACCCCCGUCAUCGUCUCCAACUCCGUCGUCUCGGAGGACGAGGAAGAGGAGGAAGAAGAGGAGGAGGAUGCUGAGGAGGGGGACAGCGAAGACGCCCAGGGCCGCAGAAGAGAGCUGGAGAUCAGUGUGGGGAAGUCUGCCGCUCGAGAGAAUAAAGAGCAAGAUUGUUACUCUUCGGUAGAAAGUGAAAAGAAGCCGGAAGUAGCCCCCGCUGCCAACUCUGCCCGCUUGAGCAAGCAAGCCCUGGCCCGGGACUUGCUCCCAGCCAACAGCCAGCCACCUCGAAGGGGCCGUUGUGGGCGCAAGAGCCGGAGGACCCAGGACCGGUUCGGAGAGCAGGAGUGCAAGCUGCUGGCAGAGGAGAGCCCGCCGGCACCCCCAGAGCAGUAUGCUGCCCAGUGCGAGGAGAAGCCAGAGGCACCCCAUGAGCCACACCCCACUCCCGAGGAGCCACCCCCCACCUGCCGUGAGCAGCCCCGUCAGGGCCAGGACCGGAAGCCCGACGCACCCAAGCGGAGACUGAGUGAGGGCGUGGAGCUGUGGCGAGCCCAGCUCCAGAAGAGCCCAGAGGAUCUCAAGUGCAGGGAAGGGACAGAUCGGCUGCCUCGGCGCUACAGUGACGGUGAUCGGGCCCUCCUCAGGGGCUUCAGUGAGAGCAGCGAGGAGGAGGAGCCUGAGAGCCCACGCUCCAGCUCGCCUCCAGUUCUCACCAAGCCCACCCUGAAGCGGAAGAAACCGAUUCUUCACCGAAGAAGGCGAGUCAGAAAGCGCAAGCACCACAACAGCAGCGUCGUCACAGAAACCAUCUCUGAGACCACAGAGGUGCUGGAUGAACCUUUCGAAGACUCGGACUCUGAGAGGCCAAUGCCAAGGCUAGAACCCACGUUUGAAAUUGAUGAAGAGGAGGAGGAAGAGGAUGAAAGCGAACCCUUCCACAGAGGAUACUUUCAUCGUCUGUCCUCACAAGACGUUCUCAGGGGCCGAUCCUCUGCCAAAAGGAAGUCUAAAGAUGAAGAAGAAGAUGAAGAGUCAGAUGAUGCUGAAGACACUCCUAUCCUGAAGCCAGUAUCUCUCUUGCGAAAAUGUGACAUGAAGAACUCUCCACUUGAGCCAGAUACAUCCACACCGAUGAAAAAGAAAAAGGGGUGGCCCAAAGGCAAGAGCCGCAAACCGAUCCACUGGAAGAAGAGACCUGGUCGGAAGCCAGGGUUUAAGCUGAACAGUGACACCCUGCCCAUGUCUACACAGGGGUGUGUUGUCGAGCCCAUCGUCCCCCUGCUGAAAGCUGGGCGUAAACCCAAAAUGCAAGAGCACGAGGACCCCGCUGAGCCAAAGGAUGACUUGCUCUCAUCUGAAGAGAGGAAGGAGGAGGAAGAAGAGCAAGCCGACGUAGAAGAGGCUGGAGAGGGAGAAGAGGAGGACACAACCGGCAGCGAGGUGCGAGCGGCUUCCCCAGCCGACAGCAGCCACAGCCCCGAGAGCACUGCCAAAGAGCCAGAGGCUGAGGAGGAGGAAGAGGAGCAGCAGGAGCCGGAGGAUGAGGAGGACGUGCCUGCCGAGACAAACCAGCACGAGGACCACGACGCGGAUGAUGAGGAGGACGGGCACCUAGAAACUGCCCGGAAGCCAGAGUUGGAGGAGCAGGCCCUGCAGGAGGAUGUCAAGGAGGAGCCCGGCGGCCCAGAGCCUUUUUUAGACCCUGAUGCACAAAACAGUGGGGCGACUCCGAAGGAGAAAGAUGAGACCGAGCCUGAGUCCGAGGAGGAGCAGCCUUCCCACGAGACAUCUGUGGUGUCCGAGCAUGUGCCAGGGUCCGAGGACGACCACGAGGAGGACACCCAUGGCAAGGAAGAGCUGGUAGAGCUCAAGGAGGAGCAGGAGAUGACACACAGUGAGUUGGACCUGGAGACCGUGCAAGCCGUGCAGUCCUUGACUCAAGAAGAGAGCAGCGAGCAUGAGGGGGCCUACCAGGACUGCGAGGAGACCCUGGCUGCCUGCCAGACCCUGCAGAGCUAUACCCAGGCCGAGGAGGACCCACCCAUGUCAAUGGUGGAGGACUGCCAUGCCUCCGAACACAACAGCCCCAUCUCCUCUGUUCAGUCACACCCGAGCCAGUCGGUCCGUUCAGUCAGCAGUCCCAACGUGCCUGCCCUGGAGGGUGGCUACACCCAGAUCAGCCCGGAGCAAGGGUCCCUGUCAGCACCUUCUAUGCAGAACAUGGAGACCAGCCCCAUGAUGGAUGUGCCUUCCGUAUCAGACCACUCUCAGCAGGUGGUGGACAGUGGGUUCAGCGACCUGGGCAGCAUUGAGAGCACCACGGAGAACUAUGAGAACCCCAGCAGCUACGACUCCACGAUGGGCGGCAGCAUCUGUGGCAACAGCUCCUCACAGAGCAGCUGCUCCUACAGCGGGCUGUCCUCCUCCAGCAGCCUCACGCAGAACAGCUGUGUGGUCACUCAGCAAAUGGCCAACAUGGGCAGCAGCUGUAGCAUGCUGCAGCAGAACAGCGUGCAGCCUGCUGCCAACUGCAACAUCAAGUCCCCACAGACCUGUGUGGUCGAGAGGCCUCCCAGCAACCAGCAGCCGCCACAGGCCCCGCCACCACAGCAGCCACCACCAGCACCACAGCCGCCACCCCCCCAGCAGCCGCCACCACAGCCCCAGCCGCCUCCCCAGCCGCCACAGCCCCAGCCGCCGCAGCCACCUCCCCCCCAACAGCAGGCCCCUCUGUCACAGUGUAGCAUGAACAACAGUUUCACUCCAGCCCCCAUGAUCAUGGAGAUACCAGAAUCUGGAAGCACGGGAAACAUCAGCAUCUACGAGAGGAUCCCAGGGGACUUCGGCGCCGGCAGCUACUCUCAACCGUCAGCCACCUUCAGUUUAGCCAAGUUGCAGCAGCUCACUAACACCAUUAUGGACCCACAUGCCAUGCCUUAUAGCCAUUCUCCUGCUGUGACUUCCUAUGCAACCAGUGUUUCUUUGUCUAACACAGGACUGGCUCAGCUGGCUCCAUCGCACCCAUUGGCUGGGACCCCUCAAGCACAAGCCACCAUGACGCCACCCCCAAACCUGGCAUCUACCACCAUGAACCUCACAUCCCCUCUGCUGCAGUGCAACAUGCCUGCCACCAACAUUGGCAUUCCUCACACUCAGAGGUUGCAAGGGCAAAUGCCCGUCAAGGGGCACAUUUCCAUCCGCUCCAAGUCAGCGCCGCUGCCCUCAGCCGCGGCACACCAGCAGCAGCUGUACGGCCGCAGUCCGCCAGCAGUGGCCAUGCAGGCCAGCCCUCGUGCGUUGGCUGUGCAGCGUGGCAUGAAUGUGGGGGUCAACCUAAUGCCCACCCCCGCCUAUAAUGUCAAUUCCAUGAAUAUGAACACCCUGAAUGCCAUGAACAGCUAUCGAAUGACACAGCCCAUGAUGAACAGCAGUUACCAUAGUAACCCUGCCUACAUGAACCAGACAGCACAGUAUCCUAUGCAGAUGCAGAUGGGGAUGAUGGGGAGCCAGGCCUAUGCCCAGCAGCCUAUGCAGCCAAACCCUCACGGGAACAUGAUGUAUACUGGCCCCUCCCAUCACAGCUACAUGAACGCUGCUGGAGUUCCCAAGCAGCCACUCAAUGGACCUUACAUGAGAAGAUGAGCAAGGCGGACUUGCAGCUAAAGCUUAAAAUAUAUAUAAAUAAAGGAACCUUUUAUACUGACAAACCAGAGAAAAGCGGACCUUUUUUCCAGUUAAAAUAUUGCUGUAGAUUUAGAGAAAUUUUUCUUUGGUUUAUUUUAUUUUUUAGAAAACCUGAUCUCUUUUUGGGUUCAUUUUGUUCUGGGUUUUGGUUCUCUUCACAAUCGUGAACAUUUUACAGUAGAACUCAUCUAAAAAAUGGAUUUGGGGACAGGGGAAACAUGCACAAAACCUUUUCAUAAUUAAAAAGAGCCUUACUUUCUUUCCACGCCCCGUGGCCGGAACUCGUGCACACGGGCAUGACCUUUGUUUCCUUGGAAGCCGUGUGUUUCCGCUCACUGUCGCAGCUCCCGAUGUUGUCCUGUUGAAAUGUCACAUACACAUCCU
This is a messenger RNA of Ochotona princeps (American pika), 6945 nucleotides long. RefSeq names its product lysine acetyltransferase 6A (gene KAT6A). Gene Ontology annotation, biological process: regulation of DNA-templated transcription; nucleosome assembly. The record is from RefSeq and is a predicted model, not a curated record. NCBI's taxonomy places the organism in Eukaryota, Metazoa, Chordata, Mammalia, Lagomorpha, Ochotonidae. The transcript is spliced from 18 exons. The coding region runs from base 556 to 6519 and encodes 1987 amino acids. Gene Ontology annotation, molecular function: DNA binding; histone acetyltransferase activity. Gene Ontology annotation, cellular component: nucleosome; MOZ/MORF histone acetyltransferase complex.